Phragmites australis (common reed) is the source of this 1868-nucleotide messenger RNA. Its product is annotated as transcription factor FAMA-like. Gene Ontology annotation, molecular function: DNA-binding transcription factor activity; protein dimerization activity. Lineage: Eukaryota; Viridiplantae; Streptophyta; Magnoliopsida; Poales; Poaceae. The transcript is spliced from 4 exons. The coding region runs from base 470 to 1585 and encodes 371 amino acids. Gene Ontology annotation, cellular component: nucleus. Gene Ontology annotation, biological process: positive regulation of DNA-templated transcription; guard cell differentiation; stomatal complex development. The record is from RefSeq and is a predicted model, not a curated record.
GCCGCGCAUGUGAACAACUUAACUCACCGGCCGGAGCUUUUGGAGGUGGCGCCGCAGCGGCCCAAUUCAUCAGCCUUGCUCCUCUUCGAUCGUCUCCACGCUCCUCCCCUAGCUUCCUAAAGAAUCACCAAAGAAUCUGAAAAGUCUCCUCUCAUGCGUGCAUGUAUGGUUGCAACUUUCACCUGCCUUUCUUCCUUCCCUCCUCGUUCGCUGCUUGCAAACCAUCCUGCAAAACAAAAACAUGAUGGUGAUCGAAUUAGCUAGCUAGUGACAACCGGUGAGUCGUAGCCGAUCCAUCAGUUCUUCAGACUGGCAAGCUUGUCCAUCAUGCAUGCACAAAUACUAUACUGACGCGCAGGUACACGUACGGCGUCUGAUCGAGCCUCCAUCCAUGGAUGUGUCAGUCCGUCGUGAUUGAGUUCAUCGGAGCAGCCAAGCUAGUCGGUGUGUGUGAUACCGACAUCUGAUCAUGGACAAGGAGCAGGAGAGUCACAGUCACCUGGAUAGCUUUGCACCCUUGGACGGCGCGCCGGAGGAGCCCGGCGCUGGCGCCGAGAUGGUUGACUACAUGCUUGGCCAGGCGCCGCCGCCUACCGGGCCGCAGAGCCAGGUGUCCUUCGACAAGCUCAGCUUCUCCGACCGCGACGACGUUUACGACGGCGACGACGACGACAGCUACUUCUUUAGGUUCCAGUCCCUGCCGUCCCUCCCCGCCGCUCCUCUCCGCGGCGUUGGCCAGCGUCACGCGGAGCAGGAGGGCAGCAAGACGGCCGACGGCGGCGUCUCCGAGAUCACGACGCUGGCGCAGCAGCCUGACGGCGGCGGCCGAGCGGAGAAGAGCGGGGACCAGGGGAAGAGCGGGCGGCGGAAGCGACCACGGACGGUCAAGACGAUCGAGGAGGUGGAGAGCCAGCGGAUGACGCACAUCGCCGUGGAGCGCAACCGGCGGCGGCAGAUGAACGAGUAUCUCAGGAUCCUCACGUCACUCAUGCCAGGAUCCUACGUCCAGAGGGGAGAACAAGCAUCCAUCAUAGGAGGCGCCAUCGAGUUCAUCAGGGAGCUAGAGCAGCUGAUCCAGUGCCUAGAGUCGCAGAAGCGGCGACGCUUGUACGGCGGGUCCGGCGACACGCCACGCCCUGUGGUAGACGCGGCCGGCGUGCCAACGUCCACUCAGCAGCAGACACCGCCGCCGUUGUACCCCCCAAGCCUCCCGUUCCCUGCAGCUGCCGGCGGCGACGGCGCCGCCAAAGUCCUGGACCUCGAUGCGGGAGGCGCCGGCGCCGGGCUUCCGGAGGAGGUGGCUGAGAACAAGUCGUGCCUGGCGGACAUCGAGGUGAGGGCUGUGGGUGCGGACGCCAUGAUCAAGAUCCUGUCCCGGCGCCGGCCCGGGCAACUAAUCAAGACCAUCGCCGCGCUCGAGGACAUGCAGAUGUCCAUCCUGCACACCAACAUCACCACCAUUGAGCAGACCGUUCUCUACUCCUUCAACGUCAAGAUCGCCGGAGUGGCAAGAUUCUCGGCCAAGGACAUCGCCGGAGCCGUCCACCAGAUCCUCAGUUUCAUCGACGUCAACUACACCCUGUGAUCCGAGCCAAGAAAGGGGUUCCGGUUAAUGGCGACUUGUUUACUACUACUUAAGAUGCUAUUUUCCCACGUUCUAUAUGUGCGCAAUUCUACUAUAUAUAUAUUAAACCGUGUUUUGAUCGUUUCUACGAUGUAUGUAAAAGUGAUUGGAGGGACAAGUAAAACAUUAUUAGUCCUAGUACUAGUAUUAUAUUCAGCGGCAAUAUGUAUUACUGAAGCGUGAGGCAAUUACUAGCUGAUUAUAUUAAACAAGACGAUGAUUUCUUUUCCCUAAUCGGGACUUU